Messenger RNA from Ziziphus jujuba (common jujube), 2337 nucleotides. Its product is annotated as granule-bound starch synthase 1, chloroplastic/amyloplastic. Gene Ontology annotation, molecular function: alpha-1,4-glucan glucosyltransferase (UDP-glucose donor) activity. Lineage: Eukaryota; Viridiplantae; Streptophyta; Magnoliopsida; Rosales; Rhamnaceae. The coding region runs from base 188 to 2035 and encodes 615 amino acids. The record is from RefSeq and is a predicted model, not a curated record. The transcript is spliced from 14 exons.
AUUCCUCAAUUAACGCCACGUGUACUGGCACAACUUCCUAGGUGUGCAGUACGAAUGCCGAGAUCUUUGCUCAAUAUAUGCGCGACCACUUCCGCCUAGCUGACCACCACAGUCUCUCUCUACUGAAACAGUUGUCCCACUCCAGGGCCUCUCUUGACUCUAAUUCGUAGACCAAAUCAAAAUCAAAAUGGCAACUGUGACUGCUUCAUACUUCGUAUCCAGAAUUUCUACCAUCAAUUGCCAUGGAGCUUCAGUAUCAGAGACUAAAGCUAACUUGGCACAGUUAGGCCAGAGGAACCAAACCAUAACUCACAAUGGGUUAAGAUCUUUAAACAAUUUGGACGUUCUGAGGAUGAGAACCAGUGCAAACAAAGUUGCUAGGCAAGCCAUGAAGAACACCAAGAAAACCCAAACUGAGAGGCCUUUGGGGAAAAUUGUUUGUGGACAAGGGAUGAACUUGAUCUUUGUGGGAGCCGAAGUGGCUCCAUGGAGUAAAACCGGUGGACUUGGUGAUGUUCUCGGCGGACUGCCACCAGCAAUGGCUGCUAAUGGGCACCGCGUUAUGACGGUGUCUCCCCGCUAUGAUCAGUACAAAGAUGCAUGGGACACUAAUGUUGUAGUUGAGAUAAGAGUUGGAGAUAGAAUUGAGACUGUUCGUUUCUUCCACUGCUACAAACGAGGAGUUGAUCGUGUUUUUGUGGAUCAUCCAGUUUUCCUUGAGAAGGUAUGGGGCAAAACUGGAUCCAAGAUCUAUGGACCUGUAGCAGGAAUAGAUUACAAGGACAACCAAUUGAGAUUCAGUUUGUUGUGCCAGGCAACUUUGGAGGCGCCAAGGGUUCUAAAUUUGAACAACAGUAAAUAUUACUCAGGACCUUAUGGGGAGGAUGUUGUAUUCAUUGCCAAUGAUUGGCACACAGCUCUACUUCCAUGCUACCUAAAAUCGAUGUACAAAUCUAGGGGGCUUUACAAAAGUGCCAAGGUUGUUUUCUGCAUCCACAACAUAGCCUACCAGGGCAGAUUUGCCUUUUCAGACUUCUCAUUGCUCAACUUGCCUGAUAAAUUCAAGAGUUCUUUUGACUUUAUAGAUGGGUAUGAGAAGCCCAUAAAGGGAAGGAAGAUCAAUUGGAUGAAGGCUGGAUUAUUGGAAUCAGAUAGGGCGCUGACUGUGAGCCCAUACUAUGCCCAGGAACUUGUUUCAGGAGAAGAUAAAGGUGUGGAAUUGGAUAACAUCAUUCGUAAGACUGGCAUCACUGGCAUUGUGAACGGCAUGGACGUUCAAGAGUGGAAUCCAGCCGCCGACAAGUACAUAGACAUCAAAUAUGAUGCCACAACUGUAGAGGAUGCUAAACCUCUAUUGAAGGAAGCCCUUCAAGCAGAAGUUGGGUUGCCUGUCGAUAGGAAUGUCCCUGUGAUAGGCUUUAUUGGUAGGCUAGAAGAGCAGAAAGGUUCCGAUAUUCUGGCUGCAGCUAUUUCAAAGUUCAUUGGAGAAGAAGUUCAGAUAGUAGUCCUCGGAACCGGCAAGAAGCCUAUGGAGAAGCAGAUUGAACAACUAGAUGUUAAAUACCCUGACAAAGCUAGAGGAGUCGCCAAGUUUAACGUCCCCUUGGCCCACAUGAUCAUUGCUGGUGCUGAUUUUAUGUUGAUCCCUAGUAGGUUUGAACCAUGUGGCCUAAUUCAGCUGCAUGCCAUGCGAUAUGGAACAGUGCCUAUUGUAGCCUCAACCGGUGGACUUGUUGACACUGUCAAGGAAGGUUAUACUGGGUUCCAUAUGGGAGCCUUCAAUGUUGAAUGUGAUGCACUUGAUCCAGCAGAUGUGACUGCAGUAGCAACAACCGUGAAUAGAGCUCUUGCAACAUAUGGUACCCAUGCCUUGAAAGAGAUGAUACAAAACUGCAUGGCACAAGAUUUCUCAUGGAAGGGACCUGCCAAACUAUGGGAAAAAAUGCUGUUAAGCCUGGAAGUUGCUGGAAGUGAACCAGGCAUUGAAGGGGAGGAGAUUGCUCCUCGUGCCAAGGAAAAUGUUGCCACUCCCUAAGCUCCAUGUGUGUUAAUGGUGUCUGGUACUCUAAUAAGUAAAGCUAACCUCCAGGGGUAACACUUCUCGGUCUAUAGUGUUCGAGUAUCAAGUCAGCUACUUGGUGGAAAAGGUCAUAGCUAUUUAGAAAAUAUAUGAUAAUUUUAAUUUUGGGGAUCAAUAAGUUUUCGAACUCUCUAUUAGGACUAUAACAAAAAACUAACAUCCCAAAGAUAUUACCCUGAAGUACUGAGUUUGUAGUUCUUCUGUUUGUACUUGAAUUAUAAUGUAAGUAAAUAAAAUUUGCAGAAUUUUUAUUACUA